Dichotomopilus funicola is the source of this 1107-nucleotide messenger RNA. RefSeq names its product alpha carbonic anhydrase. Gene Ontology annotation, biological process: one-carbon metabolic process. The transcript has 3 exons. Gene Ontology annotation, molecular function: zinc ion binding; carbonate dehydratase activity. The record is from RefSeq and is a predicted model, not a curated record. NCBI's taxonomy places the organism in Eukaryota, Fungi, Ascomycota, Sordariomycetes, Sordariales, Chaetomiaceae. Bases 1 to 1107 code for a protein of 368 amino acids.
AUGGGCUUCUCUCUUCAAGCCCUACUCCUGGCGGUAACAGCGACGCAGGCGCUCGCAUCAUGCGCCCACGGGACCUUUCUUUCACCCCGGGCCGAGGACGGAACCGUCAAGGUUAACAAGUUUGGCUACACCGGUCUUAAUGGCCCCUUGAAUUGGGCAUCGCUCGAGUCGCCAGCCAAUAUCGGCUGCGCGACAGGCACUCACCAGUCGCCCAUCGACAUGAUCGACGGGCAGUUCACCUUGAUGAAGAGCUCAGACAUCCAGCUGUCGAUCCCGGAUAUUCCCGAGGGUGCCGAGUUUGAGAAUCUCGGCACAACCGUCGAGGUCAUCGCCAAAGGUGGCACACUGAAGGUCGACAACAAAGAUUUCGAGCUGCAGCAGUUCCAUUUCCAUCUUCCCAGCGAGCACCUCGACAACGGUACCAGCCAAGCGAUGGAAAUGCACAUGGUAUUCCAAAGCACCCAACAAGAAGUCGCCGUCAUCGGCGUCUACAUCAACAUCGCCCCCCCUUCCACCACCAACAACAACAACAACGCCAACGCCAACAACUCCACCCUGACCCCAACCCCCUUCCUCGAAUCAAUCUUCUCCACCAUCACCUCCAUCACCACCCCAGGCACAAAAACCACCACCCCCGCCCUCCCCCUCUCCUCCACCCUCCAAACCCUCCUCACCGCCCAAUCCAACACCUUCCAAUCCUACUCCGGCUCCCUGACCACCCCGCCCUGCACCGAAGGCGUGCGCUGGUUCGUGUCCGCGGCCCGUAUGGCCAUAGCCCCCGAGACCUUCCUCAAAGUCCGUGACGUAAUCGGUUUCAACUCACGGUUUCCACAGAAUAAGCUGGGCGAGCCGAAUAUCUUGAUGAUUUCUUCGUUGGGGGCGUCGAAGGCGGCUGUGGAGGCUAUGGCGAUGGGGAAUGCGCAGGGGGUGGUGGCUGUGGCGCCUGCGCCGGUGAUGGUGCCGAUGGGAGAGGGAGGUGGUAAUGGGGCGGGAAGGACUACGGUUACGACGACUACGACUAUGGAGACUUCGGCGCCGGUUGUUGCGGGGACGGGGACUGGUGGGGGGAUGAUGAAGGUUACGCCUGCGAGGAGGAGGGCGUAUUAA